Molecule: messenger RNA, 2445 nt
Organism: Agrilus planipennis (emerald ash borer)
Lineage: Eukaryota; Metazoa; Arthropoda; Insecta; Coleoptera; Buprestidae
Product: facilitated trehalose transporter Tret1-like
Exons: 2
Coding region: 28-1437 (469 amino acids)
Biological process (GO): transmembrane transport
Cellular component (GO): membrane
Molecular function (GO): transmembrane transporter activity
Source: RefSeq, a predicted model, not a curated record
GUAGCAGUUUGUGAAGAAAAGCUUUUUAUGCAUGAAGACAUGACUAUUAAUAUUUUCUUUCCUCCAAAAAACAUCGAACCAAAAGACCAGAAUCAAAAAUGGACACAAAUCGUUAUUGUUUUGACAGGGUGCAUUCCAAUUGCUCAAACCGGUGCCCUUCAUGCAUGGCCGUCUCCUUCAAUCUUAAAGCUCAUGUCAAACGAAUCGGACAUUCCUAUGACGUUUGAAGAAACGUCUUAUUUCGCCAUUAUUCAUCCGAUUACAAUAAUGAUUUUCUGUCCACUCAGCGGAUUUCUACUAAACAUAAUUGGACGUAAAAGGCAUAUAAUUCUAGUGUCCGUUCCCCAAUUCACGACCUGGCUCAUGAUAGGAUUCGCGGCGAAUUCGUUAAUGCUUCAUGCAUCCAGAGUAUUGGCAGGAAUCGGAGAUGCCCUAAUAUACAUAUCCCUUCCAGUUUAUAUAGCAGAAAUAACAGAAAAAAGACUGAGAGGAUCUUUAGGUUCUGCUUUCAUGAUCAGUUUCCUUGUGGGACAAAUUACAAUGAACGCGAUCGGAUAUUACUUCACCAUACACACGGCCGCAUUUGUCAUGAGUAGUUUCUCAAUUACUCAUUUGAUAAUUUUCGGGUGGAUGCCGCAAUCUCCUUAUUGGUUAAUAGAGAAAAAUCGGUUAGAAGAAGCUAAACGAGAGCUCCAAAUCCUUCGAUGGAGAUCAAAUGUUGACGAAGAAUUCGAUGAAAUCGAACAAGCUGUAAAGAGACAAAUGGCGGAGAAGAGUUCCUACAAAGACAUAUUCGUCAGUAAGAGUAACAGAAAAGCGUUCUUAAUAGCAACACUGACAAGACUGACGCAGCAAUAUUCCGGUAUAAAAGCAUAUUUUACUUACAUGCAGUACAUCUUUCAAGAAGCUGGCGGUGACAUACCAAGUCACGUCUCAACUAUAUUGUGUACGACACUGACGACAAUUGGAACAUUCAUAGCAUCCAGAUUUAUUGACAAAUUCGGCCGCAAGCCCCUCUUCACGAUCUCAGCUUAUGGAUGCACCAUCACCCUUUUCUGUCAAGCCGUUUACUUGUAUGUCAGUGACUAUGUCGACACAUCCCCAGUAAGUUGGUUCCCGUUGGCGAUUAUGUUAGCUUACAUCGCGUUGUACGCUGUGGGAUGCUGCAUAAUACCCACGUUGCUUCUUAGCGAGUUAUUCUCGGCCAGCAUCAAAUCCAAAGCUGUUCUGCUUCAGAUUAUGAUAUUCGCAUUUGCGUUGAUGACUGCAACCAAAAUAUUUCAAGUACUUGCCGACAAUUUUGGAUUGUUUGUUCCAUUCUUGUUUUUCGCACUUUCGGCAGCUUGCUUCACUAUUGCAGUUUCUUUCAUAUUUAUCGAAACAAAGAACAAAACGUUGGAAGAAAUACAGCAAGAACUUAUGCGAACGACGAGUUGAUUACCUUCGAUUAUGUACCCAUAAUAUUUUUACAUCAUUAAGUCAUAAAUAAACGUUAUUUAAAAAGUAGAAAGUUUGAUCUUCGGUAAAUGCUUGAUGAACUGUGUAGCUUUAUCAAAUGCGCUUCUGCACCAUUUAAAAAAGAUUCAAAAUUGCAGUUUAUAAGCAAAUUAAUGAAUAUAAUAAUGAUCUCAAUAUAGUGCUAGCAAACGAAUUAUUGAUGCAACUGUAAGUUAGAUUGUAGAACAAUUGUAGAAAAUCAAUGUGUCGUGGCAUCUGACGCAUGUUCUGACGGGUCAUUCAAUUUUUGGUGUACCUUAUCAUCAUCUUCGAGUUAUAACCAUUAUGUCUAAUUUCGUCUUCUAAUCGAAAGCAAUAAUUAUUUAAUUUCUGUUAAAUAUCAGCGCAUUGUAAAAUUAAAAUGAAAAAAAAAGUUUUUUUAGCAAGGAUGAGGUUGCGUUUAUCCAGUUUUUGACUAAAAACGGAAAAUUGCAUAAAACUUAUUGAAUUACGUUAGCCGCAAGGCUACGCGGAGAUUAUGGACAAAAGCUCUUUUUGAAAAUAAGUGUUCUAAUAAAAAUGUGUCAAGAAAACUGAUUCAUUUUCUAAAAUAGCGUACAUAAAACACGAUCUAAUAUCGCGUUUAAAAAUUACAACUAAAUACGUACAGAUAUAGUUGAUUAAAUGGCAGUUUAAGAAGGGAAGCACUUUUAUACUUGAAGACAUGACAAUUAAUAUCUUCUUUCCUUCAAAAAACAUCAAACCAAAAGACCAGAAUCAGAAAUGGACACAAGUCGUUGUUAUUACGACAGGUUAGUAAUUAUAAUUUCAUUUUUUGGUUUAAAAUUCGUUAUUAUUUCGGGCCAAUUUAUCUACCAUUCAUAGUAGUUGAAUUAAAUAUAUUUUACAGAUAAGAGAUAAGUAUCUCACUGUUGAAUUUCUUAUUAAAGUAUCACAUUCAGAAAUAAGAUAGACCUACUAAGAUUUAUUUUAUUUUUAGGGUGCAUU